AUGAAACUGUGCGACUUACCACGAGACCUUGUAGCAGCAAUACUACAAUUCACAGACCACACGAGUCUCCAGUAUCUUGAAGCUGUGAAUCAUCAUGUUUGGGAUAUUAUUCUUCACUAUGCUUUAUGGAAAAUUCUUGCACAACGUAUGGCAUUGAUUACGAAUCUUACCCGAACCUCAAUUGGAUGGAAACGUCUUGCUCUAUUGACCCAGCGACCAGUGUAUGAAGAGCUGACGGUACUGCGUCAAGUGCGAGUGGUAGCAGACGAUCCAAUUGCAUUUAAUGCCAUUGCUAAAAGAUUGCAGCUUGAAUGUGGUUGUGCCAGAGAGCGGCCAUGUUAUUGGAGCAGUGCAUCAACAUGGAGGUAUGUAUCAACGGAUCAUUUGGAUUAUACGCUAUGGGAAAACUGUCUUGUAAACAGUGUACAAGUCAUACCCUACCGAGUCUUUUGGUACCCUGGUAGUCCUACAUACUCGCCAAAGCGGGUAUCCUUUGCAUUCUAUGAACUAGGAGAAAAUGGGGAGAUGGACACGCUAGUAUACGAAUCCAUGAUGUAUAGUAUUGCCAAGGAUAUGAAGAUGGAGACAUUUGAGCUUCCAUGUCGAAUAUUUUUUGGCCCGAGGAGUCUUGCGAUUGAAUUUAUUUGA
This is a messenger RNA of Peronospora belbahrii, 648 nucleotides long. NCBI's taxonomy places the organism in Eukaryota, Oomycota, Peronosporomycetes, Peronosporales, Peronosporaceae. The record is from the annotation of a GenBank genome assembly.